UCCUUUUUAAUUUCCCUUUUUCUUUUUAUAAAAUUUAUUUAUUUAUUUAUUGUUAAAUAUUUGUCUAUAUAAAUAAACACCUCUUGUAUGCAAUUUUGCCCACCACUUUCACUUUGUUUUCUUACAAAAUCAGAGUUGUUAAACUCAUCCUCGGCCAGAGCUCCUCUGUUUUCUCCAUUCUUCUUCUUCAACUUCCUUCUCUUAAAAAGGUAAAAAGACAAAAUGGAGAGAUUGAACUCAGAAUUGUAUUUGCAAAACUGUUACAUAAUGAAAGAGAAUGAGAGGCUAAGGAAGAAAGCACAGAAACUGAAUCAAGAAAACCAGCAACUUCUCUCAGAAAUAAAACAGAGAAUUACAAACAAAGGAGGAAAACAGAGCAACACCAACAACAACAAUAACUCUGUUUCUGAUCAAUUCACUCUCUGUUGCUCAACUUCUUCCCCAAAUCAUCAUCAGUCAAGCAAUUAGCAUUUUCUAUAAAUGGAAGCAUCCUUUUGGGCCCCACACCACCUCAACUCACUUCUUUUUUCUUUUUUUUUUUUCCUUUUUUUUUUUGUGAAAAUUCCUAAAAUACUAGUAGUAGUUGUAGUGGAGGUAGCUGUUUUAUCAGUUGUAGUUUUUUUUUUUUUUUUCAUAGGGUAAAAAAAAGAAAAAAAAAAAAGGUGGAAGCAUAAAUUAUAUUUUUGCGGAAGGGCAGUUUGUUGUAGGAAUAUAUUCUAUCUCAAUCUGUUUUGUUGGUGGGUGAUGGACUGAUGGUGUAUUAACUUUGGCUAAUAUUGGAAUAUAAUUACUCUUAUUUACUACUCUA
Messenger RNA from Chenopodium quinoa (quinoa), 808 nucleotides. RefSeq names its product protein LITTLE ZIPPER 4. The transcript is spliced from 2 exons. NCBI's taxonomy places the organism in Eukaryota, Viridiplantae, Streptophyta, Magnoliopsida, Caryophyllales, Amaranthaceae. Bases 223 to 468 code for a protein of 81 amino acids. The record is from RefSeq and is a predicted model, not a curated record.